UGGUGACACUCAGUGGGUGACCGACUGCGCUCGGUGCCGGUCACGUCUGGUCGACCCGUGCGACAGGCCGCACAUGCUGCCCGAGCGGUCGCCGGACGGUCGACGGACUCGACGGGAGAUAGCGGGAGGUGGACGGUGGACAUUGGUCGGAGGACAGCGAGAACGGAUAGCGGAGGGCGGAGGAAACAACGACGGAGACGAGCCGAAAACAGCGGCGGAGACGAGCCGACAACAGCGGCGGAGACGAGCCGACAACAGCGGCGGAGACGAGCCGACAACAGCGGCGGAGACGAGCCGAAAACAGUCGGACGACGGGCAGUGGUCAGGACUUACAGACGCAGAAAGUAUCUCAUAUAGAAAGUAAUCAAGACCACCCGCAAUGGAGUAACAUCGACAUCAUUGUGCUUUGCUGAAUGUUCGUUUGGUGACUCGGGUGACUCGGGUGACUGCAAUCAACGAGAUUGAGGCAUCGCACGUCCGGGAUUGACAACUGGUCUACAAGUUAGUGCAAUCAUGGCCUGAAGACGAGACAUCAGCAAGGGACCACUGCAAUUGAACUGGAAGCUGUGUCGGUUCUGAUUUUCCCGACAAACGGCCGGUCGGCUGAACUGUGGUCACCCUUAUUGCAAUGACUUUGCACAGGACAGAGCAGUGAUCGUGGCAGAGUGUAGCGAUCAGCGCAGUCAGCGGAUAUCCUGUGACGCAGAGCACAUCCUGCGGACGGCAGGAGAGUGAGGCGCCUUGGUUGCGGAGCAGCGCACGCGUUCACGAAAUCUGCGUGAGGACUGAGCGCCGAUCCUGCAGCAAUGCUUUGGUCACCGCAGUCGUCGCCGCUGCUGAUUCUACCGCUGCUGUUAGCACUUCCUUCGAACGAUGCCACCAACAAUAACGGCAGCAGCCGAUGGAGGGGUGCCUCGUGCUGCAGGGAGGCCGUGGUGCCCGGCUGCGCAGUCGCCUGCAAGCGCGCCACCUCCGUGCCAGAACUGGAGAGGCACUGCCGGAGAUCGCACGAGGGAGAGCUCUACAAUUGCCUCUCAGAACAGAAGCGCGCCAAAGGUGGCAAAAAUGGCAAGGCCAGGGACUACAUAGAGGACGAGGAAAUUCAGGAAGUGAUCAAGUGCUGCCAGGGGGCCAGCUCCGGGCCCUGUCGGACCGCCUGCCGGGAGCUGCAGGAGGCGGCGCCGGCCGCCAGGGAGGCCGCCCUGACGCGGCUCCAGGACACCGCCUGCGGCCAGGAGGACGCGGCGUUCUGGGAGUGUCACGGUGGCGGCCCGCCGGCUCCGGAGCUGCCCUCACACCGUCUCGAGCUGCACUGCUGCCCUCUGGGGGACACGGCUCAGUGCCGGCAGCUCUGCACGCACACCUACUCUCUGCGCUGGCACGACCAGGGGCCGCGCUUCGAGACGCGCUGCCUGGACGCCAACUUUGGGGAGACGCGCAUGAGACACUGCAUUAGAGAUGCGGAGGCGCCCUGCCUGCCCAGCUCGGGUCGGCUGCACUUCUGUAAGGGCGUCACGGACGAGGGCAGCCGCCUGUACCGGCGCUGGGAUAAAGGCGCCGACGAUAACGCCAAGAGCGAGUUCCUCGGGUGGAUGCGGACAGGAGCGCUGGGUCUGUCGUUCCGCAACCUCUCCAUCAUCACCACGGGCCGGUGUAAGACGGAACUGAAGCGACUGGCGUGCCUGCUGCACCUCCGGCCCUGCCGCCGCUCCGACCACGAGCCUGCCCAGCUCUGCAGGUCAGACUGCGUGCGGCUGCUGGAGACGUGUCUGAGCCCGGCCGGGGACGAGGCCGACCCGGCCACACUCUGCGAGCUGAUGGCCGCCCCCGAGCCGGACUGUGUGCGAGCCAUGACACUGGACACCUCGCCGCUGUCGGUCUCGGAGAACACACUGGAGCCAGAGCUUCCGCAGGGGGACGAGACGCAGUGGAGGAGUCAGGUGACCAGUCCGUGUCACCCCUCACCCUGUGAGGCGGGAAUGGUGUGCAGGGUGGCCGCUCCCAACCUGUCCACUCGACACUGUCUGCCAGGCUGCCGCCUCAGCACCGUCAGCAACAGUAUGGUGGCGCUGGGCUCCUCGGUGCUCCUGCCGCCGGUCGGCGGUGACGGCGGCCACCUCUCGCUGCUGCUCUGCGCGCCGGACCCGGGCGGCGGGCCGCCGCAGCUGACCCGAUGCACCUCCGUUACCGUACCCAGCAGCAUUCCCUGCGACGCCUUCGAUACCAAAAUCGACUCUGGGACGGUGGUCCACCAGCGCUGCCUCUCCUGUGUCUGUGUGGACGGGGACCUCCUGUGUCGGACCGCUCCCGAGUGUCUCAAGUCGAGCCGCCCGCUGAAGUCAGCGGCCAGUGUGGGCGCCCUUCAGCCCACCUGCGUCCAUAUUCACACUCAGAGGUCAGCAUUCCAGAGGUGCGUGCCCUCGCAGUUGAAUUUUGACCCGUGCGAGGUGCGCCCCUGCCCGACCGGCCACCGCUGCCUACCCCAGCCCGACAUCUGUGUGGACAGCCUGCAGCCCUGCGAACUACACACCUGCGUUCCGGAGGCGCCUGGGGCGAUAACGGAGGCGGCAGCCACCUGUCAGCGCUCCCAGUCGUCCGUUCUGGCGACAGAGGAGAGCGACUGGCACCAGCCCUAUGUGGCGUGUCCCGUGUCCGCGGAGGAGUGCGACGCGCCCCUCCCGCCGUGUGGGACGGCCGGCGACAACGGCACAGUGCUGCCACCGUGCGGCAGCGCGCUGAGACUCUACUUCAGCCGGCGGCGGCUGGCGGCGCUGGGCUCGCCGGUGCCGGCGCGCUCGGUGCUGUCGGCUCUGCGCCGACUGGUGGGGACGGCCGAGUGCGCGCUGACCGGCCGACUGGAGGCGGCGCGUCAGCUGACUGUGAUGGUGAUCGGGGAGCGCCCCGCCGCCGCCGCCGUCUGCCGCCUGGAGGCCGACAAACUGCGCGUGUGGCUCAGCUCGGGCAGCCCGGCAGUAGCCUCCGAGCCGGCCCUCUGGCCCGUGGUGUUCGCAGAGAUGGUGCUGGACCCGGCGGCCAGUGGUGCCGCCGUCACCAGCGGCCCGGCCGCGCUGGUGCUGGUGCUGGCGGGGGUGGUGCGGUGGUGCCUGGCGCGGUAGGAGGGACGCUGCCGCUGUGAUAAGUCGCUGCCACGAUAGGAGAGCGGUAUUUAUUGGACUCUGACCGCGGUCGCCCGUGGAGCGGUGGAAUUGGGUCUCACUGCCGCCGUGUGGUCCGGAUGCGACUCCGCUCGCGGACUGCGCCGGGGACUGACGGGGUCGGCCGCGCCGCGCUCUUGCUCAUAAUUAGCGGACUCGACCGAAGGCCCGAGUCGCUGGGAACGAUAAUGCUCACAAUGUGCCUGAUUAGUUAUAUGGCUUCAUACUGCUGCGCUGCAUCAUAAUGUGUUUGAAUAAACACGCAUCAUGCCGUCCACAAA
Molecule: messenger RNA, 3436 nt
Organism: Amphibalanus amphitrite
Lineage: Eukaryota; Metazoa; Arthropoda; Thecostraca; Balanomorpha; Balanidae
Product: reversion-inducing cysteine-rich protein with Kazal motifs-like
Exons: 14
Coding region: 807-3116 (769 amino acids)
Biological process (GO): extracellular matrix organization
Cellular component (GO): plasma membrane
Molecular function (GO): metalloendopeptidase inhibitor activity; protein binding
Source: RefSeq, a predicted model, not a curated record